Hypoxylon trugodes is the source of this 1324-nucleotide messenger RNA. Its product is annotated as short chain dehydrogenase. NCBI's taxonomy places the organism in Eukaryota, Fungi, Ascomycota, Sordariomycetes, Xylariales, Hypoxylaceae. The transcript is spliced from 3 exons. Bases 33 to 890 code for a protein of 285 amino acids. The record is from RefSeq and is a predicted model, not a curated record. Gene Ontology annotation, molecular function: oxidoreductase activity. Gene Ontology annotation, cellular component: cytosol.
AUUUGUUCCGAAACAAGCUUGGGCUGGCCAAGAUGCAGCCUCCACUUCCAUGUCCAACCGUCACAUGGCACAACGACACCUACCCUUCUAUUUCUCCUUCGCGCCCAGAGCAGAAUGUCAACGGCAAAACUAUCGUAGUUGUUGGAGCAGGGAGUGGGAUUGGGGGAGAGACCGCUCUCACGUUCGCAACCGCCGGAACAGCUCGAAUAGCUCUUCUAGGUCGCACUGAAACCUCCCUGCAGGAAACUGCCUCACUUGUACCGCGCUCUUCGGUCCACGUCGCCGACUUAACAAAUGCGAAAAGUUUAAUAGAUGCCGCUGCCGCGGUAGGGAAGUGGCACUUACUUAUCCUGUCUUCAGGCUAUUGUCCUGACCGAGCUCCUGUUGUUCUAUCCGAAGUUGAAGAUUGGUGGAAGGGAUUCGAAACAAACGUUAAAGGGACAUUGCUAGCGGCUAAGACUUUUAUCCCAACAGCAGAUGCUGAUGCGACUGUCAUUGGCGUGGCCUCAGACACCUCACUUGUAUCGGCCGACCAUACACCUGGUCUAUCAGGUUACGCCUCUUCAAAGCUUGCCCAAGUCAAAAUUUACGAAUUUUUGGCGGCCGAGAAUCCGAAUCUCUUCGUUGCUACUGUCAAUCCUGGCAUGGUUGAAACUGAUAACUUUCACAGAGCUGGUGGCAGAUCUGACAAAUUGCCCAUGAAUAAAGGUGGAUUUUUACGUAUUAUUAGUCUAGGCGCCGCACGGUGUGCUAACGUACAUUAUACAACUUCAGUUCAGUUCAACUACCUGCACACUUUGUGGUGUGGAUGGCCAGCCCUGAAGCUAAAUUCCUACGAGCUCGCUCAGUUUGGGCAAAUUGGGAUGUCGGUGAACUUAAGGCCCAAGUAGAGAAGAUUCAAGAGGGAUUAUUCCUGACCGUUGGUUUUAAGGGCUUGCCAUAGAUUUAUCCUACUAGCUCAGCGAGAGAUCAACUAAUGCUUGCGAUUAGGGUAAAGAUAUAUGGAAGUACGAGAUGAAGAUGGAUUAAUUUAAGGCUGACAUAUUUGCCGGAUAUCAUUUCAUAAGGUUGGCGUUGGAUCUUAUAUUAGCGCUUCUAUCGCAAGCUGUCUACGGUUUGGUCGCCCCCUUGCAGAGCCUGGCCUCUGGCUAAUCCAGUUUCCCUGAUAACUCCGGGACGGAAUUUUUUAUUCGUGUUUCUAUUCUUUUCUUUCGGGUCAGUACCAAUAAUCAUACCGUAUACUUGAAGUACUUCAUCUUACAAAGGUAACUACCUCAAUCGGUAUACCAAUUGGAUAGCUUUCAGAUGAAAUGUGACGUACCGG